AUGGGACACUCAGCAGUUUUUAACAAUACUUCAGAUGGUACACAGUCGUCUAAACCCAUCACCAGAAAAUCAGUCACAUUGAAUGAGACCAAUAGAGCUAGCUUAAUAGAAGAUAGAAAUUAUGAUACUGUUAGUAAUGAGCAUGGUAAGAGUGAUGCUUUGGAAAAGCCGAAGGAACAUGGAGAUGCACCCAUGACCGAGGCCACGCAACUUCUGGAUAAUCUAAGCAAGGAUACAACCACAGAAGCACCGAGCAAUGGUGAUCUUGUGCUUGAAAAGACAAAGAGCGAGACACAAAUAGAAUCCACACAAACCUCAACAUCAGUGCAUCAAAUGAACAACCAGACCUCGGCUAUUGUGGUUGUUGGCUGUAAAAGACUGGAUUCUAUUGCUCACAUUACGCGUGCUCUGGAAAAGCAGCCCGAAAUAGGAAAGUACUCCCUAUUUUUGUCUCUGGGCUGCCUGGAGUUUCUCAACAAGCGUCAUCUUCAGAAUAUCAAAGAGCUGUCAAGAUACACGAUUCUGGAGUAUGACGAUGCAAAGCAACUGGGCUCGAUUCCCAAGCCAUUUAAGCGCAUUCAGCUACAUUACCGUUUUUUCUUACAAGUCCUAUUCGAAUCAUACCGCUUUAACCGUGUGAUUAUCCUCGAAGAUGAUCUGGAGCUCUCUCCCUCGCUUCUCAAUUUCUUUGAAGCCACUUCGCCCUUGCUCGACCAAGACGAAACAAUCGCUUGCAUUAGUGCCUUCAAUGAUAACGCGUUGGCCGAUUACGGCGACCCCAAACUGCUUCGCCGAUCAUCUUAUUUCCCCAAUCUUGCGUUAAUGUUCAGUCUUCGAUCGUAUAACAAAAUUUGGAAAGAUCAGGCUCUAACGAAAAGCACCAACGGAUGGGACCAUUGGCUCCGCGUUCGCUCGGCUUCCCUUCAUAUGGAGGGAGUGUUCCCUGUGAUUCCCCGCGUGCGACAUGGUUGUUCUGCGAACAGCACGACCGCUCAAGGCAUAAUUUGCAGGAAGUUGAAAAUGUAUCCGCUUUUCCAGGAGAGGAGCAUAGAUCUGGGCAAUUUGAAUUACAUCCUGGGUGAAAAUUAUGACCGCUUCCUUCUUUCUCAAUUCUUUGAUCCCCAAAAGAUCGAAGAAGCGAUUCAGCUUUUCUCAUGGAGCGAAGAAAUCCUGCUAAAAGAGAAUCGGACACUCCCCAAUUUCAAUCCAAGCUAUCUGAGCACUGUGAAUGUUCAAGUGUACAAGCAAUCCGCUAUUUCGUCCAUUCUGAAACCUGCAAAUACCGUCAAUGUGUUGCUUGUUGUUCGUGAAGUCGAAUCUCUUUUCGUGCGUGAUGCAUAG
Blastocystis hominis is the source of this 1341-nucleotide messenger RNA. RefSeq lists its product as hypothetical. Gene Ontology annotation, molecular function: alpha-1,3-mannosylglycoprotein 2-beta-N-acetylglucosaminyltransferase activity. The transcript has a single exon. The record is from RefSeq and is a predicted model, not a curated record. The coding region runs from base 1 to 1341 and encodes 446 amino acids. Gene Ontology annotation, cellular component: Golgi apparatus. NCBI's taxonomy places the organism in Eukaryota, Bigyra, Opalinata, Blastocystidae.